GAGAAAGAAAGAAGAAGAAGAGGAGGAAAAGAAAGAGAAACCAAGAGAAGAUCAAGAGAGAAAGAAGGAGAGCAAGCAAGGACUGUGAGGAGCAGCAAGGAGAGGGCUUCUUCAUUCAUCCUUUUCAUCAUCUCCCUCAUUCCAAUCAGCCAAGGGUUCGAGAAGAAGAGGAACUUGGACAGCAAGGAGCAGAUUAUCCAAGCUUCAUUCUUCCAUUCUUUUCAGAUCAAGAAAUCAAGAUGGUGACCACCACGAUAUUGGAGACUAUCGUGAGAUGGAAGAUCGUUCUGAGUAGGCCAGCGGAAGACCGGCUUUGGGAGACCGAAAGUUCCGGAGUCCGGAGAGUCUACGUCGGCGAUGCGGAGCUCUUAGGGAGGGACAGAUCUGGGACGGUUGUGGAGAGGCAGAUCCUUAGGGAUGGCACUAUUGUGCUGCCACAUCCUCCCGCUAGGUUUCAUCAGACUACAAUGGACGAGGAGGAAGAGGAUCCUUCGGAGGACACUACAGUGGAGUCACGGUUGGUCGAGGAGGAGGAGGCAGUGGAGUCUUCACCACCAGAGGCCAAGUCGGGAGUCUGUGCGCAGCGUGUACCUGGGCGUCCAAAGUGCUUUAGAGUGGGACCUCGGAAGAGCGUGAUAAAGCUGGAGCAGUCUAAGAAGAGAGCGCGUGGAGCGGGAGCUGACGUUCCGGAGCGGGAUCAGGAUUAGAGUGUUCCUUUCUGUGGGGCUGGGAAUUCGUGUCGAACUAUUAUUUAUCAUUUUUACUUUCGGGUUUUCUUUUGAUGUACUUUGAUGUAGGGCUUCAGCCCAAGGUUUAAUUUAUGUACUUUGGAGUUACAGUUUCUUUAUUUAUGAGUAUUUCUUAUUUAUUCCGCAAAUUUAUUUCGUAAAGUUU
Molecule: messenger RNA, 894 nt
Organism: Lotus japonicus
Lineage: Eukaryota; Viridiplantae; Streptophyta; Magnoliopsida; Fabales; Fabaceae
Exons: 3
Coding region: 240-707 (155 amino acids)
Source: RefSeq, a predicted model, not a curated record